CAGAGCGCCUGUAAACGGCGCGAGCUCGAGCGACAAAACAGGCUCUCGUAUUUUCACGUCCGAGGUGAGAGGAAAGGAAAACCAAAGAUCGCUGCUUUUGGUGUGAGAGAGACGAUGAAGACGACGAAAGGAGGGAAGGUCAUGAACCCUACAGAUGCCUAUCGCAAGGAGCUCCGAAAGAAGGAGCUCAAAAGGAACAAAAAAGAAAGAAAGAAAGUGCGGGAGGUUGGGAUUCUAAAGAAGGAUCCAGAAACCAUUAGGGAGCAGAUUGAGAAGCUGGAAAUGAUGAAAGCGGAUGGUGCUCUUGACAAGGCAAGGAAGCACAAGAAAAGACAACUUGAGGACACAUUAAAUCUUGUUUUGAAGAAGAGAAAGGAAUAUGAAGAGAAAAUGCGUGACAAAGGCGAGGCACCCGUUAUGUUCAGCCAUUUGGGGCCUCCACGAAGACGAACUGCAGAAGAAGAGGAGAGAACAAAACACCCAAAGCCAGAGGACUCUGUUUACUAUCAUCCAACAUUAAACCCAACUGGGGCACCACCUCCUGGAAAACCUCCCAUGUACAAAUCAUCAAUAGGACCCAGGAUUCCCCUAUCGGCUUCAACAGGUGCUGCAGCAUCAUCUUCAAAGUCCGAGUCAGAGGAAGGGGCUUUGGAUGUACCUCCUCCACCUCCUCCUCCGCCACCACCCUUGCCAAGUUCCGGUGAAUUGUCUUCUGCAGAUGAUUCUUCUGUAGCAGCAUCUUUGCCACUACCGCCACCUCCACCUCCUCCGGCACCGCCAAAGCCCACUGCAGAGUCAGGUACACAAUUUCCCCCAGUGCCGCUGCCCCCGCCACCUCCAGGCCCCCCACCGAAAGAAUCAGUGGCAGUUCAUGCUUCACUGCCACCACCACCACCGCUUCAACGACCUCCUCAACCACCCCCGCCAGGCACUGGUGGAAGUGAGAGGGAGAAGAGUCAAAAUUCGGCAUCAGAUAGCUUCAGACCAAACGAUUCUAAUCAGGCUGCUGCUGUGCUCCCUCCACCUCCACCACCACCUGGGUUGCCACCGAAGUUGGUGACUCAGCAGCCCGAAGGUCCACCGUCCGGAACUGAUGCCAAUAAUGCUACAGGGACAAAAGAUGCCCCUAAAAUGAUUCCCCCACCACCGCCCCCUCCAAGGCAGCCAUUACCAAGGCCUCCCAUGAUCCCCACUAUACAGCCUGAUGUAUUACCUCCAGGCAUUUCACGCUUCCCUCCACCCCCGCCCCCGCCAGAUAUGAGGCCACCAUUCCCAGGCCCUGGACUUCCUACUCGGCCCACUCCUCCUGGAAUGGUUGUCCCACCAAUUCCAGGGCCCCCACCCUUCGGUCUUCCCCCUGGGCCACCACCACCUCCUCCCAUGUUGAGGCCACCACUUCCACCUGGGGUUCUCCCCAACCCAGAAGAUGAUCUUGCAGCAACUAAACCGUUGGCAUCUCAGAAGCCGUCCUAUGUUAAAUCGGCAGCAUCUACAGUUGUGAAGAGGCCACUGGCGCAACAUACCCCAGAACUUACAUCCAUGGUUCCUGCAUCCGUCCGUGUGAGGAGAGAGACCGCAGUUCCGAAAGCAAAGCCGAAGCCGCAGCUCCCCACAGUAACCACAGCACUGCGGCCAUCACCAGCCCCCGCCGCUGUUGGGAAACUGGAAUUCACAGCCCAGCCAUCGGCAUCGAAGCCGCAAAGCAUAGAUGAUUCCUAUAUGGCCUUUUUGGAGGACAUGAAGGCGCUGGGUGCACUUGACAGUUAAAAAAAUUGAACAUGUGCUGUUUAAGGUUGACAACCAUGUAUAAAAUGCUCUUUUAAAAGCAUUGGGGCUGGUGGCCCCAUUAUAACC
Molecule: messenger RNA, 1854 nt
Organism: Magnolia sinica
Lineage: Eukaryota; Viridiplantae; Streptophyta; Magnoliopsida; Magnoliales; Magnoliaceae
Product: protein EARLY FLOWERING 5
Exons: 9
Coding region: 115-1767 (550 amino acids)
Biological process (GO): mRNA cis splicing, via spliceosome
Cellular component (GO): spliceosomal complex
Source: RefSeq, a predicted model, not a curated record